AUGGCAGCAACGGCUGUUGAUCGCAUAGAGCUCCUGAAGGAGUUUAAUCUGCAUGAGUUUUUCAAAGAGAUCCUCGACCAGAAGGAUUACAUCCCAGAACGGAGGCCUUUCAGUUUUUUUGGUCGAGUGUUGAAUUAUCUGGCCAAGGUGCCGCCUUUUUCCUUUGUGAGCCGGUUUGCCACUGGGGAUAUCAAAGAGCACGAAGUGGAGGUAUCUGAAAACUGUGCUUACCUUGUGGAGUUUCUGGCGCAAUUUGCUGACAAGAUCCCCUCGGACACCGAAAUGGAGGCUUUUGGCCAGUUGACCCCAGAGGGCAAAAAGAAGGCAACAAGGGGCCGAACCGCCUCGAAACAGGACCUGGAAAAGAAAGAUGACGCAAACAAAGACAAAGAUGAGGUUGAGGAAGAAAGUGAGGAAGAUGAUGAAGAUGAAGUUGAAGACAAAGAUGACAAUGCAGAGGGAGAUUUGGAAAGCCAACCAAAGGAACUUGAAAACCCGGACCAAGCAGAGACCCUGGACUAUGAGGCCUGGCUCUUUUGGCAGGACUCCCAGCCGAUCCAAGACGUGAUCCCAGGUACCUUGGAAGAAGCCGAAAGCCAGGUCAUUCUAGAUUCACAGGACAUCUGCGAGAGCCAGGUCGACCGACCACCACCCCCUCACCUAUGGCGACAAGAUGCCCAGGAAAUUCCUCAUGAUGAUGAUGACCAUGAUGUUAAAGCUGAAGAGGGCAAGAAAAACACCGGGGAAGUUAAGAAGACAAAGGAAAGAUCGAAGGAAGAUGAAGAGGAAGAACCCCCGAAGAAGGCUGCCCCACCCCCCCAAGAUGAGAAGAAGCCGAAAAGAAAGCAGAAGGAAGCUGAGAAGUCCGAGGAUGAAGAGGAUGAGAAGCCGAAGGUGAAAGCAUCCCGCAAGAAGGCAGUCGAUGCAAACAAGGAAGAUGAAGAUGAAGAAGCCGAAGCAGAGGAAGAACCCCCGAAGAAGGCUGCCCCACCCCCCCAAGAUGAGAAGAAGCCGAAAAGAAAGCAGAAGGAAGCUGAGAAGCCUGAGGAUGAAGAGGAUGAGAAGCCAAAGGUGAAAGCACCCCGCAAGAAGGCAGUCGAAGCAAACAAGGAAGAUGAAGAUGAAGAAGCCGAAGCAGAGGAAGAACCCCCGAAGAAGGCUGCCCCACCGCCCAAAGAUGAGAAGCCCAAAAGAAAGCAGAAGGAAGCUGAGAAGCCUGAGGAUGAAGAGGAUGAGAAGCCAAAGGUGAAAGCACCCCGCAAGAAGGCAGUCGAAGCAAACAAGGAAGAUGAAGAUGAAGAAGCCGAAGCAGAGGAAGAACCCCCGAAGAAGGCUGCCCCACCACCCAAAGAUGAGAAGAAGCACAAAAGAAAGCAGAAGGAAGCUGAUCGUGCAAACAAGGAAGAUGAAGAUGAAGAAGAGGAAGAACCCCCGAAGAAGGCUGCCCCACCACCCAAAGAUGAGGAGAAGCCCAAAAGAAAGCAGAAGGAAGCUGAGAAGUCUGAGGAUGGAGAAAACGAGAAGCCUAAGGUGAAAGCACCGAAGAAGGCUGCCCCACCGCCCCAAGAUGAGAAGAAGCCGAAAAGAAAGCAGAAGGAAGCUGAGAAGUCUGAGGAUGAAGAGGAUGAGAAGCCAAAGGUGAAAGCACCCCGCAAGAAGGCAGUCGAAGCAAACAAGGAAGAUGAAGAUGAAGAAGCCGAAGCAGAGGAAGAACCCCCGAAGAAGGCUGCCCCACCGCCCAAAGAUGAGAAGAAGCCCAAAAGAAAGCAGAAGGAAGCUGAGAAGUCCGAGGAUGAAGAGGAUGAGAAGCCGAAGGUGAAAGCACCCCGCAAGAAGGCAGUCGAUGCAAACAAGGAAGAUGAAGAUGAAGAAGCCGAAGCAGAGGAAGAACCCCCAAAGAAGGCUGCCCCACCGCCCAAAGAUGAGAAGAAGCCCAAAAGAAAGCAGAAGGAAGCUGAGAAGUCUGAGGACGAAGAGGAUGAGAAGCCAAAGGUGAAAGCACCCCGCAAGAAGGCAGUCGAAGCAAACAAGGAAGAUGAAGACGAAGAAGCCGAAGCAGAGGAAGAACCCCCGAAGAAGGCUGCCCCACCGCCCAAAGAUGAGAAGCCCAAAAGAAAGCAGAAGGAAGCUGAGAAGCCUGAGGAUGAAGAGGAUGAGAAGCCAAAGGUGAAAGCACCCCGCAAGAAGGCAGUCGAUGCAAACAAGGAAGAUGAAGAUGAAGAAGCCGAAGCAGAGGAAGAACCCCCGAAGAAGGCUGCCCCACCACCCAAAGAUGAGAAGAAGCCCAAAAGAAAGCAGAAGGAAGCUGAGAAGCCUGAGGAUGAAGAGGAUGAGAAGCCAAAGGUGAAAGCACCCCGCAAGAAGGCAGUCGAAGCAAACAAGGAAGAUGAAGAUGAAGAAGAGGAAGAAACCCCGAAGAAGGCUGCCCCACCGCCCAAAGAUGAGAAGAAGCUGAAAAGAAAGCAGAAGGAAGCUGAGAAGUCUGAGGACGAAGAGGAUGAGAAGCCAAAGGUGAAAGCACCCCGCAAGAAGGCAGUCGAAGCAAACAAGGAAGAUGAAGACGAAGAAGAAGAACCCCCAAAGAAGGCUGCCCCACCGCCCAAAGAUGAGAAGAAGCACAAAAGAAAGCAGAAGGAAGCUGAGAAGUCUGAGGAUGAAGAGGAUGAGAAGCCAAAGGUGAAAGCAUCCCGCAAGAAGGCAGUCGAUGCAAACAAGGAAAAUGAAGAUGAAGAAGCCGAAGCAGAGGAAGAACCCCCGAAGAAGGCUGCCCCACCACCCAAAGAUGAGAAGAAGCCCAAAAGAAAGCAGAAGGAAGCUGAGAAGUCUGAGGAUGAAGAAGUUGAACGAGAGGAGACAGUAGCUACCAUCCUAGACAGCGAUGAAGAGGAGGAGGAAGCGGAUGCACAGGGUGAAGUGGGUGGGACUUUCAAAGACACCAAGGGACCCCUUGUCAAAAACGAAAGGUUUUUGACCAAAGAGCAAAACAACCGAGCUGCAUUGAUCAUGGAGGAAAUGCGAAAGACACAUAAGGCAUUGUCCAAUACUUCCAAUGAUGACAUCAUCAAGGCCCAACGAAAGAUGAUGAAAACUUUGAGGGAAGAGGAGGAUGAGGGGGACGAUGAGGACAAGAUUCUUCGCCUAGCCGAAGAAGAAUCAGACAAUGAAAGAAAAGGACGAGAUGCAGAUGCAGCUGAUGCUGCGUCAGCGUCACGCAAAGAUGAGAGUGGGAAUGGCAAGGCCAAGAGAAAAGAAAGCAACAGAAAGGCAGCCAAAGAUCCCGAGGAAGCAGAAGGAACGACAUCACCCAAAGGUGUCGAUGACAAGGAGAAAGAACAGAAGAAAGCAAAGGAAAAGCCGAAGGCAAAGGCCCAGGAUCUGAGGAGCCCCAUGAAGAUAGCAGCAGCAGCUUCCCGAAGAGCAGUGGAGCAACAAAGAGCAGGUGGCUCGCAUGAGCACGACGCAGCGAAGAGAAAGCUGGACUUUGACAGCAUCGGCAAGCCCAACAAAGAACCAACUAGCCCAAAGAAAAAACCUGUGAGAACCAAGACCGCUGCUGAGAUCGAGAGUGCGUUGAAAGAGCUGGACACUGUGAUCACGUCGGCUAAGUGUCUAAUGUUUGAAUACCCUGCUGAAGUUGAGCAUACAUUGUCCCAGAUCAAAGCGAAGCAAGAAGUGGCACUUUCUUUCAAGACCUUCACUGUGAGAAUGCCGGCUGACCAAAAACCAGCCUGCUCUGACCCUGGAUCCAUUGGAGUUCUGCUGAAUAGCCGCACCUUCUUCCCUGUGAAUGUUCCCAAAGAGCGGAUUGAAAAGAUCAACAAAUCUAUGGGCCUAGUGCUGAACGUGAACAGCCGGAAGGGGGUGAGCUUGGCUUGGGCCAAACAUGGGAUUGACAAAGCGUGGACCCUGGCAAAGCUGUUGGCUGGAUGGGAGCGAAUUGCUGGUCAUCCCGAGCCGAAUGAGAGGUGA
This is a messenger RNA of Cladocopium goreaui, 3969 nucleotides long. The record is from the annotation of a GenBank genome assembly. Lineage: Eukaryota; Dinophyceae; Suessiales; Symbiodiniaceae.